Molecule: messenger RNA, 1047 nt
Organism: Alternaria alternata
Lineage: Eukaryota; Fungi; Ascomycota; Dothideomycetes; Pleosporales; Pleosporaceae
Exons: 2
Coding region: 463-966 (167 amino acids)
Biological process (GO): mitochondrial respirasome assembly
Cellular component (GO): mitochondrion
Source: RefSeq, a predicted model, not a curated record
CAUCCUCCAGAUCGGCCAGGUGGGAUGCAGCAUCAUUCUGGCGCUGUGGAGCUCGAGACGACUCGGCCUCAUCGUUCAUGGCGCAGCGAGAGGAGUUUUGCCUGCCGCCCCGUCUCUCAUUGAAGGCGACGUGGUAGGUUGGUGUUGGUAGAGAUGCUUGACCCAGGCAGUCGUUGUUCGCGAAGCUCUGGUGAUGUAGGUACAGCUGCGCGCAUCGGGCCUGGAACAUCAGGAAGGGCCGAUGGCCGAAGUGGUGAGAUAAUCGAUUGCUCCGCAUCUUGAAGCCAUACACAACCCACUCUGCACGUGUGAUAGCGCUUCCAGAGCUUCUGUACAGCCUCAGUUUGCGCAUCCACACAUAGCGCCGUGCUCCAAGACUGCAGGUUCGUGCAAAGAACCUGCCACUGUAUUCACAUACCCACGCGACUCCUCCGCCACCUCCGCAUCUGCAUACCACCCACCAUGUCUUUUGGACCUCCAAACAGCGCGCCGCUUCCCUCUUCUUUCGAUGAGAAUGCCGACUUUUACAAUGAAAACACCAUCGACAAGAUAUGGAGACGCCUUCGCGAAGAGCCCCUCGUUCCCCUCGGCUGCGGUCUCACCGUCUGGGCCAUUGUCGGCGCCACCCGCUCAAUGCGAAAAGGUGACCACAAGAUGACCAACAUGUACUUCCGCCGACGUCUAUAUGCUCAAGCCUUCACAAUCGCUGUACUGGUAGCAGGAAAUAUGUACUGGCAAAAGGAUCGUGUGAAGCGCAAGGAGUACGAGAAGCAGGUUGCUCAGAAGGAGCGCAUGGACAAGAGGGACAGGUGGCUGAAGGAGUUGGAGAUGCGAGACGAGGAAGACAAGGCCUGGAAGGAGAGGAUGGCCAAGAAAGCGAGGGGAGCAGCAGAAGAGGCCAAAGGUGUCACUGACAUGGUGGCCGAGAAGACAAAGGAGCUGAAGGAUCAGACUGUCGGCAAAUAAACAUGAGAGGUCAUAAAGAGCUCAGCUACGGUUGAAGAUGGUAGCAUCACGGGGAUUGCUUUCAAGAGGAGGAUUAUAGAG